AUGGCAUCGUUCAUCAAAACCUCCAACGCAGACUCACUUGAGGGAACGGGGGUUCCAGAGAUCUUACAAUUUGCAGCGGAAGCUUUUCGGUUCGCCGUUCCAUCGUUUGUGGGUAGUAUAAAUUGGGGUCGAUCAUGUGUUGGCGAGUCACCGGAGAAGGAGGGGAAGGAAGUCAAUGAUUUAUCUGAAAUCGAUGAUGCAGAACUCGAUAUUUGCGAAGCAAGUCUUCGUGACUUUCCGCGUACUGUUUGCGAUCGGUGA
Messenger RNA from Sclerotinia sclerotiorum 1980 UF-70, 261 nucleotides. RefSeq lists its product as hypothetical. Bases 1 to 261 code for a protein of 86 amino acids. The record is from RefSeq and is a predicted model, not a curated record. The transcript has 2 exons. Lineage: Eukaryota; Fungi; Ascomycota; Leotiomycetes; Helotiales; Sclerotiniaceae.